ACGACGUCAGCGGAAGUAUUUACCACGUACGUAAAAUAGCCAGCUAGGUCACAUUGCUUGUGUUUUGUAAGGUUUGAAAACAUGGCUACAAUGGAGGCAGCAAUUACAGAGGACAUCCAGUUGAGGCAUGUUGAAAAAGAUGUCCUCAUUCCAAAGAUGAUGAGGGAGAAAGCCAAGGAGCGCUGUGUUGAGAAAGUUGAAGCCUUCAACCACUGCUGUAAAGAGUCUGGUUUCUUCAUGGUGUUUAAGUGUCGAAAGCAGAACGCUGCACUGAAGGAUUGUCUGACAAUACACUACAACGACCCUCAUUUCUUCGAGGAGUGUAAGCAGGAAUACAUCAGGGAGAAACUGGAGUUUAUGAGGACAGGGAUCCCAACAAAGAACAGGAAACAAAAAGUCCCAACAAGCAUGUAAUAAACACAAUGGUGCUCCCACAAAAACUGACCUCAUUAAAGGAGCAGUGUGCGAGGCUCUGGCCAGAAAUGGCACCAAGUCUACCAAGAACAUGUGGUCAUACCUAAGAACUUAAUUCUUAUGAAGCCACAAGCUUGUGCAUUUUAUUGAAAUGUGUUUAAUUUUGACUGAAACUACUUUGGUAUGCAAGAGAGAUUCAUAAUCAGAACGUCUACUUUUCAUGUUCUGUAUAUUUGCAAAUGUUCUCCAUCAGAUUAUCUGAAUGAUCUCCUUCACAACAUCUGAAUCUGCAGCAUUUACAAAGCAUAUACCCAUUAUCUUACUGGUUGAUAGAACAAAAAUCCCAUCAAAGUACAGCCAGCUCCUGUAUCUUAACCUUAACCUGAAUUACUUCAGAAUACAGUCAGACAUUUGGUAAUGGUUGAAAUAUGCUGAUUACAGUGUUGUACAUAAAAUUAGAGCGUAGGUGUUAGGAUACUCUUGCUUGUUUCUUUUGCUUGAUCUGUCAGUUUGGUAAAUCACCUGCAGAAAACAAAGAAUUUCAGAAGGAUUUGUGCACUUAUACAAUGUAAGAGAAAUGAUUUCUUCCAUUCAUCCAUGAGCUGUCUGUGUUCAUAUGACUUUUGCAGUGUAACGUGGAAUUGUAAAUAAAAGAUAUUCAGUAGCAGUAAA
Molecule: messenger RNA, 1086 nt
Organism: Labrus bergylta (ballan wrasse)
Lineage: Eukaryota; Metazoa; Chordata; Actinopteri; Labriformes; Labridae
Gene: cmc1
Product: C-x(9)-C motif containing 1
Cellular component (GO): mitochondrion
Source: RefSeq, a predicted model, not a curated record